AUGACUGUCAGUGGUUCCUAUGCAAAUCGAUAUCAUCAACCAUCAACCAUCAAUUAUCACUCUUUCUGGAACCCAUUCUUGAUACCCUUCAAUCUCUGGAGUCUGGAUUACUCGCGGGCGUGGACGUCCAUGUUAAAUAUCAUUCAGCCUCUUGUGCCGAGUACAAUAGGCAUAGUGCACGAGGUGGUGAACCCCGUUGGCGGUGGAGACCGUACCUCGACUAGCGUGGGCGCAGCUGGUGGAAUCCCAACACACCUCCCACAUAUUUCCCUCCCAAAACAACUCCUGAUUUUGCAUAUUUGCUAG
Molecule: messenger RNA, 306 nt
Organism: Penicillium crustosum
Lineage: Eukaryota; Fungi; Ascomycota; Eurotiomycetes; Eurotiales; Aspergillaceae
Exons: 3
Coding region: 1-306 (101 amino acids)
Source: RefSeq, a predicted model, not a curated record